Molecule: messenger RNA, 2256 nt
Organism: Darwinula stevensoni
Lineage: Eukaryota; Metazoa; Arthropoda; Ostracoda; Podocopida; Darwinulidae
Source: the annotation of a GenBank genome assembly
AUGGGCAAGGGAAGAGACCAGUCUGGCAAGAGUAAACCCUACAUUUUCGAUCCAAAGCUCAUCCCGCGUAUUUGCCAAUACUUAGACGCCAACAGUAACAGGCGUUAUGUAGAUGUUGAUGAUAUUGUGAAGUUUCUCCAAGGUCGAUUUCCUGAGUAUGCCCGACGGAAAAGGUUGGUUCUUCGAAAAUCAGUUGAGAAGGCAUACCAUGUGAUACAGAAUGAAGCUGGCGGUGGUGCUGCUAGUGAAUCUUCCCACACUGAUGAUGAAGACUCCAUUGAUGAACCCCUCAAUGAAGUCUUGGAGGAAUUACAAGAAGUUAACAGCAUGAACAAUAGCAUAUCAUCUUUGUAUGCAAAGGGGGAUAAGAAUUCUUCUGAAAUUCCAGAAAUUUUGAUUCUUGAUGAUGAAGGCAGCAAAAGCAAACAGAGUCAAGGCUCACUGAAGCAUAAGUUGGCUAUAUCCUCUUCUGAGCCCUCAUCAAAAAAAAGAAAGACAAAGAAUGAGGUUAGACCUAUGGAGUCAUCAGUCACUUUUGCUGAUCUUGGAGGCAUUGACUCCUGUAAAGAAGAGAUCUGCAAGUUGCUAGUUCAUUUGCGGCAUCCAGAGGUGUAUCGCCAUUUAGGGAUCACUCCUCCCAGGGGCUUCCUCCUGCAUGGACCUCCAGGGUGUGGCAAGACUCUUUUGUCUCAUGCGAUUGCAGGUGAGUUAAAAUUGCCACUGUUGAAGAUUGCUGCCACAGAAAUCAUAUGUGGAGUGUCUGGAGAUUCAGAAGAGAAGAUCAGGGAUCUGUUUGACCAGGCAGUUAGCUGUGCACCUUGUAUUUUGUUCAUUGACGAAGUGGAUGCUGUGACACCCAAACGAGAAACAGCUCAGAGAGAGAUGGAACGACGCAUUGUAUCUCAAUUGCUUGCAUGUCUGGAUGAGCUUGGUCAUAGAGAAAAUGGUGAUCAGGUGCUUGUGAUUGGAGCCACUAAUCGUCCUGAUUCCCUUGAUCCAGGACUCAGGAGAGCUGGACGUUUUGACAGAGAGAUCAAGAUGGGCAUACCAGAUGAUAAUGCAAGGGCAGAGAUAUUAAAAGUAAUGUGUCGCUCCUUGCGCUUGUCACAGGAGUUUGAUUUCCUGAAGUUGGCUAGAGCUGCUCCUGGGUAUGUUGGAGCUGAUCUUCAGGCCUUAACUCGUGAAGCAGCCAUGCUGGCUGUCAACAGGGCUUUCACUGGACUCAUCCAAGAGGCAAAAUCCACCCUGGUGAAGACUGAGCAGAAAGAAUCAGUGGGACAAUGGUUUGUGGAUCUGUCUCCUCUUACAAUGGAACAACUGUCAAAUCUUGAAGUGAAUGUGGAAGAUUUUUUACUGGCACUCAAGCUUGUUCAACCCUCUGCAAAGCGUGAAGGAUUUGCCACAGUACCUGAUGUGACAUGGGAUGACAUUGGUGCACUGUCAGAUAUUCGAGAAGACCUCAAGAUGUCCAUUAUGGCUCCUGUCAGGUAUCCUAGCCAAUUUAAGGCAAUGGGACUCAAUCGACCUGCAGGAAUCUUAUUAUGUGGCCCACCUGGUUGUGGCAAAACUCUUCUAGCCAAAGCCAUUGCAAAUGAGGCUGGUAUAAACUUCAUAUCUGUGAAAGGUCCAGAGCUGUUGAACAUGUAUGUUGGAGAAAGUGAACGUGCUGUGAGGCUUUGCUUUCAGCGUGCUCGAAAUUCAACACCAUGUGUGAUUUUCUUUGAUGAAUUGGAUGCACUCUGUCCUCGACGAUCAGAUGUGACAGAUGGUGGCUCCAGCAGCAGAAUUGUGAAUCAGCUCCUUACUGAAAUGGAUGGUAUGGAUGAUCGACAGGGUGUCUACAUCAUGGCUGCCACUAACCGUCCAGAUAUACUUGACCCUGCCAUACUCAGACCAGGAAGGAUGGACAAGGUCUUAUUUGUUGACCUCCCUUCUGCACAAGAUCGUGUGGAGAUCCUGAAGACAAUUACAAGAAAUGGCGAGAAACCAAAGCUGGCUUCUGAUGUUGAUUUGUCAUCAUUGGGUUCAGGCCCAUAUUGUGAGGGUUACAGUGGUGCUGAUCUUUCUGCAUUAGUGAGAGAAGCAUCACUCUCAGCCUUGAAGGACCAACUGUCAACAUCUUCCCCUUCCAUUCCAGUUGUGGCAUGGUGUCAUUUCAUGGAUGCCUUGAAACGGAUUAAGGCCUCUGUGUCUGAAAAGGACAGGAAGAAGUACCACCAGCUCCGUCUCCAAUUUUCAACUUCCCAACCUUCAUAA